This is a messenger RNA of Microtus ochrogaster (prairie vole), 2937 nucleotides long. RefSeq names its product pleckstrin 2 (gene Plek2). Gene Ontology annotation, cellular component: plasma membrane. Gene Ontology annotation, biological process: actin cytoskeleton organization; intracellular signal transduction. The record is from RefSeq and is a predicted model, not a curated record. NCBI's taxonomy places the organism in Eukaryota, Metazoa, Chordata, Mammalia, Rodentia, Cricetidae.
CACUGGAUACGCGCCAGGGGGCGUCGCCGGGCGGGAGCGGCUUCCUGGGAGCGGGCGGCUCAGGCGGCGAAUCGCGGGGACAGCUCACCUGGACCAGCGACAUGGAGGACGGCGUGCUCAAGGAGGGCUUCCUCGUGAAGAGGGGCCACAUUGUCCCCAACUGGAAGGCACGAUGGUUUAUCCUUCGGCAGAACACACUCCUGUAUUACAAGCUAGAAGGUGGCCGGCGAGUGACCCCACCCAAGGGAAGGAUCCUUCUCGAUGGCUGCACCAUCACCUGCCCCUGCUUGGAGUAUGAAAACCGGCCGCUUCUCAUUAAGCUGAAGACCCGAACGUCCACUGAGUACUUCCUGGAGGCCUGUUCUCGAGAGGAGAGGGACUCCUGGGCCUUUGAGAUAACAGGCGCUAUCCACGCAGGGCAGCCGGGGAAGGUCCAGCAACUCCACAUACAGAAAAACUCCUUCAAGUUGCCCCCACACAUAAGCCUUCAUCGAAUUGUGGACAAGCUGCACGACAGCAGCAGUGGAAUCCGGCCGUGUCCCAACAUGGAGCAGGGAAGCACCUACAAAAAGACCUUCCUAGGCUCCUCCUUGGUGGACUGGCUCAUCUCCAGCAACUUUGCAGCCAGCCGUCUGGAGGGGGUGACCCUGGCCUCCAUGCUUAUGGAAGAGAACUUCCUCAGGCCAGUUGGGGUCCGGAGCAUGGGAGCUAUUCGUUCCGGGGAUCUGGCCGAGCAGUUUCUGGAUGACUCCACAGCCCUGUACACUUUUGCUGAAAGCUACAAGAAGAAGGUCAGCUCCAAGGAGGAGAUCAGUCUCAGCACCAUGGAGUUAAGUGGCAUAGUGGUCAAGCAAGGCUACCUAUCCAAGCAGGGGCACAAGAGGAAAAACUGGAAGGUGCGCCGAUUUGUUCUGAGGAAGGAUCCAGCUUUCCUGCACUACUAUGACCCUUCUAAAGAAGAGAACAGGCCGGUAGGUGGAUUUUCUCUUCGAGGAUCCCUUGUGUCUGCUCUGGAGGAUAAUGGUGUUCCUACUGGAGUUAAAGGGAAUGUCCAAGGAAAUCUCUUCAAAGUGAUUACGAAGGACGACACACACUAUUAUAUCCAGGCCAGCAGCAAGGCUGAGCGAGCAGAGUGGAUUGAAGCUAUCAAGAAGCUAACAUGACCUACGGGAACAGGACCAGGGAUCAGCCGAUACAGAUGGGAUUUCAUGGAGAACUGGAGUACAAGACUGGACUUGGGAUAUGGCUCAGAGGUAGAGGACCUGCCUAGGCAAUCCUGAGGCCCCGGGUUCAAUUCUUGGAAGUGUUUAACAUUGUCCCUUUUGUACUGCUUUGGAGCGAGACUACUCAAGAUGGUUCCUUAGAUGAUACUGGUGGAGUGACUUCCCUCCGUCUUCCUGUCAACGACUUGAAAAGCUAGAACAGCUGUUAGGCAGCUGAAGGACAGAAAUCUGUCUUGCAAGGCAGUGGUGGGGCACACCUUUAAUUCCAGCACUUGGGAGGCAGAGACAGGUGGAUCUCUUUGAGUUCGAGCCCAGCUUGGUCUACACAGAGAAGUCAUCUCAAGAAACCACAAACACAAAAAAAUUUGUGUCUUUGGGGACCAUAGUAGUAUGUAUCUCUUUGUUGGAACACUAACUCAGACUCAAGAUACUUUUCUUAAGUGAUUUCAACAAUUCACAUUUCUGGAAUUAAUAAAGAUUGACAUUUAUUUCUAUAGUUCUUAUACAGUUCUAUGAUCCCCACAGGUUUACUCCCUGUAAGGCCCUAUGUAUUACAGAAACUGGUUAUGGGAAAACGUCAAGCAACCUGUCACUGUGAUGACAUAUCUCACAGUGGGGAUGCUGGCAGACUGUUUAAUGUUCACAGGAUAAGACAGCAAAUAUACAAGUCACAGACUCUUGAAAAAAUUUGUCAAAAAAAAAAAGAGACAGAAAUACAGGUUUUUCUGUACAAAAUGACAUCUCUGAACAACAAAGAUACAAAGGGCAAAGUUAAAUCAAGGGCUAAGACUGGUCUAAAGAUGAAAUUAACUGAACUAAGUGAAGAAAUUUGGAAGGUUAACCUGAAGUGAAAAGUCUUUAUCAUAGUGUUUUUAUAAACAUUUUUAUUAACUUUAUAAUCUGGCACAAGUCAUGGAGAGCAUUCUUGCCAAGGACAAUGGUGUGGACUUUGAUAAAAUACAUAACUUACAUUUAUUUAAGGGGAAUGGAUAUUCCUAAAGUGCCUAAGUAAAAACUUCUCUCAAAAUAGAUUUCCUCUUAAAAAUGCCGGCUCGUUUGGCAUUUUUACAGGUUUAAUGUACCCAGUUACUUUUAGGAUAUUGACAAGUGCAUAUCUGAAUUAAGUUGCAUUUGGUUUGAUAUCUUCCUGCCUCCAAACUGACACAGCCAUACCUCCCAGGACUAAGGGUGGGACAAGGAUUCUCAAGGGUUCUGAAACAGGUAAAGACAGCUUCAGACAAAGCAGUAAAGCUGGCAAGGUAGCAGAACGUUUAUCCCUACUCACAUUAAUAGUUCUUGAUGGAAAAGGAAGAAACUAGAACACAAAGGACUGGUGCACACAGCAGAAUGUGCUGCUACUCAGCGGCACAGAGACUGACACAGCUCUGCAGCUCAUUAAGAACUUGACCAUCUUCAAAAACAAAACACAGCCGGGCGAUGGUGGCGCACGCCUUUAAUCCCAGCACUCAGGAGGCAGAGGCAGGUGGAUCUUUCUGAGUUCGAGGCCAGCCUGGUCUACAGAGCUAGUUCCAGGACAGGCUCCAAAGCUACAGAGAAACCCUGUGUCUCAAAGUACCAACAAAACAAAACAAAACAAAGCAAAACCACCCCAAGCUUUAACAUAUUCAUGAGAAUUGGUAUGUUUGACUAUAAAACUGAUAUAAAAGCAGUUUCAACAUUUAAUUUUUUUAGUCCAUUUCAAAUAAUGUAGGAA